UCUCUCUCUCUCUCUCUCUCUCUCUCUGUUUCACAAACACACCCACUACACCCACAACAAUGGUUUUCUACAUUUUCUUGUUUCUCUUAUUUCUCUUGAUUUUCACAAGAAAGAUGAAUGGAGGAAAGAAGAAAGGAGCAAAACUUCCUCCUGGCCCUCCUAAGCUUCCUAUCAUUGGAAACUUACACCAGCUUAGUAACAUGCCCCAUCGCUCAUUUUGGCAACUCUCCAUACAAUAUGGACCACUCAUGCAUUUGCAAUUAGGGUUUGCAUCAACACUUAUAGUUUCCUCUGCUAAAAUGGCAGAAGAGAUCUUAAAAAUUCAUGAUCUUGAAUUUUGUAGUAGACCCUCCCUAGUAGGUCCUAAGAAACUUUCUUACAAUUUCAAAGACAUUGCUUUUACACCUUACACAGAAUAUUGGAGGGAAAUGAGAAAGACUUGUGUACUUGAGCUUUUUAGUUCUAAAAGGGUUCAAACAUUAAGGUUCAUUAGGGAAGAAGAGGUUUCUUCAAUGAUUCAUUCUAUUGUUGCUACUGAUCAUCAAAGUUCUAUCAAUUUGAAUGAAGUAAUGCUUUCCUUAGUAAACAAUAUAAUUUGUAGAAUUGCUUUUGGUCAGAGGCAUCAAGAGGUAUGUCAAAGAAGUAGGUUUCAAGAUAUUCUUCAAGAAGCACAAGCUUUGUUGGGUGGGUUUUAUGUUGAAGAUUACUUCCCAUCAGUAGGGUGGAUUAUUGAUAUUCUUAGUGGACAAAAUGCAAAACUUGAGAAGAAUUUCAAAGAGUUGGAUGAGUUUUAUGAACAGGUUAUUUCUGAUCACCUCAAUCCAAGCAGAUCAGAACCUGACCAUGAAGAUAUUGUUGAUGUCUUGCUUCGAAUCGAAAAGGAACAAGAAGGAGGUUCAAUUCACUUCACCAAAGAGCACAUCAAAGCUGUUAUAAUGGAUAUUUUCAUUGCAGGCACUGAUACAGUAACAGCAGCCUUGGUUUGGGGAAUGGCAGAGUUAAUCAAGAACCCAAGAGUGAUGGAGAAAGCACAAGAUGAAGUCAGAAAUUCAAUUGGAACAAAAGGGAAAGUUGAAGAGAGUGAUCUUGAUGGACUUGAAUAUGUCAAGUCAGUGGUGAAGGAGAUUCUAAGAAUGCACCCACCAGGCCCAUUACUUGCUCCACGGGAAACAAGAUUUCACUGCAAAAUCAAUGGAUAUGAUAUUUACCCCAAAACGAGAGUUAUUGUGAGUCCAUGGGCAAUUGGUAGAGAUCCUGAAGCUUGGGAAAACCCAGAUGAGUUCUUCCCAGAAAGGUUCAUAGGAAGCAUCAUUGAUUUCAAAGGAUUACAUUUCCAACUUGUACCACUUGGUGCAGGGAGAAGAGGUUGUCCUGGAAUAUAUCUUGGGCCAGUGAUAGUCCACCUUGCACUUGCUAACCUUCUCUACUCUUUUGACUGGGAACUGCCCAGUGGGAUAAACAAGGAGGAUAUUGAUAUGGAAGAAGCACCAGGCCUUACUACUCACAAGAAAAUCUCUCUUUGCCUCGUACCCAAAUUACCCAAAUCGCAUAUUUAAUUUUAGGGAGAAUG
This is a messenger RNA of Telopea speciosissima, 1570 nucleotides long. Its product is annotated as cytochrome P450 71A1-like. NCBI's taxonomy places the organism in Eukaryota, Viridiplantae, Streptophyta, Magnoliopsida, Proteales, Proteaceae. The transcript has 2 exons. Bases 60 to 1556 code for a protein of 498 amino acids. Gene Ontology annotation, molecular function: iron ion binding; monooxygenase activity; oxidoreductase activity, acting on paired donors, with incorporation or reduction of molecular oxygen. The record is from RefSeq and is a predicted model, not a curated record.